This is a messenger RNA of Penicillium brasilianum, 2202 nucleotides long. The record is from the annotation of a GenBank genome assembly. NCBI's taxonomy places the organism in Eukaryota, Fungi, Ascomycota, Eurotiomycetes, Eurotiales, Aspergillaceae.
AUUACGGUCCAUUGAACCUUCAGGUAUGCAGAAAAAUGCUGCAUAUUUGUUCUAGGGCUCAAUGAAUGAUACAUGGAGAAAUGCUGGAAAUAGCAGCGACGUAUCGCGGAGCUACCAAAUCGCUCCGCGCCCGAAGCCGGAGGGGCAAAAAAGAGCCAAACUCAAUCAGUCCGUGUAAACUCGAGGCACAUCCCCGGCUUUUCAAUCCACUUUAUGAUUCCCCCAUAUUGCGUCCCCAUGACUUGCCAUUCGUUUUCAAAAUCUUAACAUCCCUGAAGACGUCUUCUCAGCGCUAAAGCCACUAGAAUAUGUCUAUAAAACCCUCUGUGAACUCCCGGGCAAUUGGGUUCCUAACUGCAAAGACCACUUCCCUUUCAAUCACAUAUUUCCCAACGAGCGAAACUCUAUGGCGGCCAUCGUAGACUACUCGGUCAUCAACCCCGCCAAUAAGUGGCGCAUGCUGAGAGAACAAUGGCGCUUCGCGUUGUGGUCUCUUUGGAUAUCCAGUGGUGUGGUCAUGCAGGGCUACGAUCUCGUCGGUGGCGGUCAACUAGCUGCCUUGCCCCAAUUCCAGAAGAAAUUUGGCAUUCUGGAGGUGGACGGCAGUUACUUGAUUCCAGCCCAUUAUCUUUCUGCUUGGAGCUCCAUUGCUCCAGCUUGUGAGAUUGUCUCGACAUUUAUCUUCGCGCCCCUGCUCGAGAAGUUUGGACGGAAGCCUGGGAUUCUGGUGGCUGCCUUCAUCUCCGCGGGGGGUAUCCUCCUCCAGCAGCUGGCAGGUGAUUGGAGAGUACACCUUGCUGGUCGUGGCAUAAAUGGCAUUGCCAUUGGGAUGAUGUUCACCAUCUCUCCUCUCUGGAUUGGAGAGACCUGUCGGCCCGAACUUCGGGGAUUCUUUCUCUGCUUUUUCAACACGAGUAUUGUCUUUGGACAAUUUGCAAUUGUGGCUGUAUCGAAAGGGAGCAGUUAUCUGACAACUAAAUGGCAAUGGUGGCUACCUGUUGUCUCCAUGUACACGUUCCCUCUUAUUCUCGUGUCCGGGUGGUUCUUUUUCCCAGAAUCGCCUUAUUGGUUAAUCCGUCAAGGCAAGACAGCCCAGGCCAGGAAAUCUCUGAAGGAUGUGUACGGAUUCAAGGAUGAAUUAUUUUAUGACGCCGAAAUCAAUCGCAUGCAAUCAGAAAUCCGUUUGACAAGAGAUCUUCAAGGCGACAUCGAUGCGAAACACAGUGGCCGAAUUUGUGGUAUCAACUUCUCGGCCGAGGCCGAGUGCUUCCGAGGCACCAACCUCAAAAGGACACUGACGGCCAUCUUUGCAGCGAGCGCUCAACAGAUGAUUGGUGCGACUUUCGUUAUAGGCUACGCGACAUACUUCCUUGAACUCAUCGGCGUCAGUAACUACUUCAACGCCUCUGUAGCUCUAUAUGUUGUCAUGCUUCUCGCGAGUAUGGCUGCUUUUCCACUCACUGAAAUUGUCGGUCGCCGCACUUUGAUUGUCGGGCCUCAGUUUGCCCUUUGUUUUAUGCUUCUGCUCAUUGGGAUCAUGGGAUGUAUCCCCAAUCGAGCCAAAGCCAGUUGGGGCAUCGUUGCUUUUAUAUACGUCUGGGCUAUCAUUUACCAGCUUUCCAUUGGGGCUACAGGAUUUGUACUUGCAUCGGAGCUUGCCACCAUGCGCCUCCGCGGUGCGACUCAAGGCCUAGUCACUAUUUCGAAUGCUGCUUGGGGCCUUAUCAUGCAGUUCACUAUUCCUUACAUGAUUAACCCUGAUGCUGGAAACCUUGGAGGAAAAGUGGGAUUCAUUUUCUUGGGCACUGGCUUAAUUGCUGCUGUUGGGGGAUUCUUCCUGUAUCCAGAGACCAAGGGAAUAUCAUUCGAGAAACUUGACGAACUGUUCGCUCUGAAGGUGAAACCACGCCACUUCAAGCAAAUGGCGCGGGAUGCUCCUCAUAUUGCGAUAGGAGAGGUAAAAUUGGACACCACCACCGUCCAUGUUGAGCGAAUUGAGGCUUGAUGCUACGAGAAGACCGGGACAGGCUGAUUCUUUGAGGAUUUUGAACUUUAUUUUUUAGGCUUACUCUCAUUGAUAAAUGUAAUGCAACAUACGAAGCCGCCGUGUCACUACCCCGUCGAAAGGCUGAAACUUUUCGAUUAUAAACGUCUAAGCUUCGUCAGGGCCCAUGAAUGGCCCGAAGUCCUCGACGACCACGG